This is a messenger RNA of Hermetia illucens (black soldier fly), 1756 nucleotides long. RefSeq names its product digestive cysteine proteinase 1-like. NCBI's taxonomy places the organism in Eukaryota, Metazoa, Arthropoda, Insecta, Diptera, Stratiomyidae. Bases 35 to 1756 code for a protein of 573 amino acids. Gene Ontology annotation, biological process: immune response. Gene Ontology annotation, molecular function: cysteine-type endopeptidase activity. The record is from RefSeq and is a predicted model, not a curated record. Gene Ontology annotation, cellular component: lysosome. The transcript is spliced from 5 exons.
AUAAUUCACUAUUAACCGGAGACGGGACGUUUAGAUGCUCUUACUUAACAUGCCUAACUUUUUAGGAUUUGAGGCUUCACACAAAGUGCCAGAUCGAUUAGUGCAACACGAUAAGAUUGUGAUAGUUCUCCAGACUAAGAUGCGGAAAAGCAUUCUAGUAUAUUUGAGCUGCUUAGUUUUUGCAACGUAUUCUGCAAAACCACCGAAAUGGAGUAAAAACUAUUCGGUCAGUGGCAGUAUCCAUUUCCCGAAAGCGAGCAUCGUCCAACCGUUUCAGGCAUGGUUCGACUCCAAAAAUAAACGUGUCCGAGUUGAUUACAACGAUGGCACUGUAAAAAAGUUUGAAUUCGUAAACGCCACCGGGAGCUACUAUUAUAGCCUAAUUCCGGACUAUCAUAGAGACGGGAUCACCCAAAUCUGCAUUGGUACUAGGAAGCCAAUGAGGAAAGCUUCAGUACUACUGCCGAAUGCUCGAGACUUUCAAUACGAGCAAACGAAACGUAUUAAAGGAGUUAAAUGCGAUGGUUUUGGGUCCAAGGAAGUCAACGAGUUUUAUGAAAAGAAAGUGACUCUGUGGGUUGGAUAUAAUCGAAAAAGUGGCGAGAAAAUACCAUAUCCUGUUCAAUUCGAUACAACAUUAUAUUAUAAGGAGUCCGGGGGAUUAAGGGAUCAUUUCUUCAUCGACUAUAGCGAUUAUAAAACAAGUGAUAUUCCCGAGGAUGUUUUUCAAAUUUUCGACCCCAAAGACUGCUACGAAACCCUACAUACGCGUCACAAGAAGUUAAGCCCUUUUGAUGAAUUACCAGAUCCAAGCGCCGCCCACCACAUUGACCUCGAAUUCGAAAGGUUCACUAGGAAAUACAAUGUUCUAUAUAAAAACUCAAGAGAGAAGAUGCUUCGAAAGGAUAUCUUCCGGGAUAAUCUGCGCUAUAUUAAUUCAAUCAACAAAGCGAACUUAGGAUACAAAUUAGCUGUUAAUCACUUUGCUGACCGUACGCCUGAUGAAAUUGGUAUUUUAAACCAAUCGAACUUCCAGAGAGAUUACUUAGAUGCUAGGAAGUUUCCAGAAAAGUUUGAAAAUUUGGAUAACGACGCCAUCCCUGAAAGCUUUGACUGGAGGGAACAUAAUGCGGUUGGACCAGUUAGAGAUCAAGGUGACUGUGGCUCCUGUUAUGCAUUCGCCGUUGUUGGUGCAGUUGAAGGUGCCUAUUUCCUAAAAACCGGAAAACUAGUCAACCUCUCCGUCCAAGCACUGAUGGAUUGCAGUUGGAUGCAACGAAAUCGUGGAUGUCUUGGAGGAACUGCUCGUGGUUCAUAUCGAUGGAUAACGCGUUACGGAGGUAUACCAACAGAGGAAGACUAUGGACCAUAUCUAGGAAUUGAAGACAUUUGUCGUCCAAUUAGCGCAAGCAAACUAAUACCAAUCACUGGAUAUGUAAGGCUGCCUUCAAACGACAAGCGAGCUUUGAAAGUGGCAAUAUUUAAACGUGGCCCAAUAGCAGUUACUAUUGACACAUCCCCGAGGUCCUUUCAAUUCUACGAAAGUGGAAUUUACAACGAUCCGAGUUGUAGGAGUGGAAACGAUGAGCAGAGUCAUGCUGCGUUGGCUGUGGGGUAUGGGGAACUCGAUGGGAAGAAGUAUUGGUUGAUCAAAAAUUCAUGGUCUGAUUACUGGGGAAUGAAGGGAUAUAUGUUAAUGGAUGCUAGUGGUAAUACCUGUGGUAUUUUGAAUACUGCCACAUAUCCUGAGAUGUAG